CUUUCGGUUUCAGAAGGUUUGGCAAGAUGGCGCGAAUUCCGUGUACUGUUUGUGUUCUAUGACAAUACAGUCUAUCCGAUAACCAUGGUUUACACUUUCAAAACAAGAUAACGUUAGUAACCUUUCAAUGUCCAAACAGAAUAACCAAUCCCUAUAAAUGGCCGUGCAAAUUUGAAGGAAAUUAUGUGACGCCGCCCGCAAACCAAGUCUCCAACUCAGGUAAGGGGGCUGGCCGCGUAGAACUUGUUUAAAACAUCACAGCCUGCCCUGCAACACGUUCGUCUUUCGACGGUAGACUUUCUGCGAGUUCGCCCUUUCCCGAAAGUGUGUUUAGGUCCACUGAGUCGCCGACGUUGAUAAGUGGUCAAAAUGCCUGGACAAGAAACUAACUCCCAGGCCGUCCCUGACCCACGUACAGCUGCUAAUGCACGAAGAAUUAUCUUCAUCACUUAUAUAAUCGCCAUGGUGGAUAUAACAUGUAUAUUCCUUCAAAUCUCCGUAACUCCCUACUUGGCAAAAAGGCUGGGAUUUGACACAAUCUGGUUUGGUUAUCUACAAACGAUGGUGGGUAUAAUUCAGCUGUUUGGAGGUCCUUUGUACGGCAGAUUUGGGGACCUGUUCGGGGCACGUGCGGCCUUCACGCUGUCCUCCGUGGCCUCCAUCGUCUUCUACGUCCUCCUUGGAUUGGCCAACAGCAUGCCCAUGCUCUUCAUCCAAAAGCUGCCCACUGUCUUCAUGCACACCCUUUCAGGAGCUCAAAUGGUGGUGGCGGACCUGACGGAGCCGGACCAGCGGGCCGACUCCCUGGCCAAGCUGGGCUUGUGCUUCGCCAUCGGAAUGAUUGCCGGGUCUUCCCUCGGGGGCACGCUCAGCACACGAUACGGGGACACCGUCACUGCGGGCGUGGCCGCCUGCGGGUGCUGCUUCAACCUGCUGCUAGUUUUGAACUUCAUCCCCAAACACACCAAGAAGCAGUCCAAUCAGGACCCUGCACCUAAGCCGGGCACCACAGCGUCUGUGUUUAACCUGGGGCAGAUCACACGGCUGGUGAGGUUUCCUGGUGUGAUGAGGAUCUUCACCAUCAAGAUCGUCUCUGGUCUGCCGGGGGGUAUCUUCCAGACGAUGUUCUCCAUCAUCGCCAUGAACUUCUUCCAGCUGCAGGCGGAGCAGACGGGUUACCUGAUGGCGUACUUCGGGGUGGUGCAGAUGGUUGUCCAGGGAGGGGUGAUCGGGUGGCUGACCAGGAGAUACUCCGAAAGUUCCCUUCUGCUCCUGACCAUUGGGAUCACCAGCCUAGUGGGCCUGGCUCAGGCGCUGAUGUCCAACGUGUUCCAGUUUUGCAUCAUCAUAGUUCCCAUGAUGUUCUCCCUGAGCGUGUUCAACGUCAUCACGGACAGCAUGCUGACCAAGAGCGUGCCGUCCUCAGACACAGGCACAAUGCUGGGGCUGUGUGCUUCCGAAAUGUCCCUGGUGCGGACCAUCGGACCCACCAUCGGGGGCUUCCUCUACCAGAACUACGGCGUGGCCUCCUUCGGGUUCGUCCAGUUCGCCGUCAACGUGGGGGUGUUCCUCUACAUGCUGGGCAGCAAUGUGGGACGCCCUGAAACCCACAAAAACUGAUCUCCUGGAGGGAAUGCACUUUAGACACGAUGAAUCUCCACAGAUUUUUAUCCAGCCUUAAUCACUUUGUGUCACGUUUAUUUUUGUACAUUGCAUUCAGAUGAAGUUAUUCACUUUUUAAAAAAAAUUUAAAACAUUUGCACCAAAUAACUAUAAACUUUGAAGAGGAUAAAAUUUUCUGUUAUCAGUUUGUUCAGUGUGAUUACGAAAAUGUUCAGGAAAAAAAUGUAGUUUUAGUAAAAUGUUCUUAAUUUAAAUUGUACCUAUAUUUCCACCUUCUGAAAACCAUUUUAAUUCUCUAAUAACCUGUGACUCCCCCUACACUUAAAUAUAUUCAUUCAUAGUAAGCAAGUAGGUUUAUGGAAAUAACACUAUUUUCUAUUAAAUGAUUGAAUUAAGAGCAGCAGUGACUUAAUAUUAAUUAAUCUGUUGGUGCUAUGUAAUUGAGGUGUAAUGUCUUAAUGACAUUACAGAAGUGAGAGGAGUUGCCAAUGUCAUUUACAUCAAGUGGAAAAAAUUAAAAGAAAGGAGCGGCGUUUGACUGAAGGUUAAAGGUCAGAGGUCACAGUCUUCCCUGAACUCCGGCUGCUUGGAUGGGCAUUCCCUUGGCACUGAUCCUGUAGCUGUGUGGUCAGGGACAGGUUUGAGGGAUCAUCGCUGGGGCCAUGCAGUUGUGCUGAUUCUCCGAUCUGCUCUGAUCUACACUGUAGAUGGAUACAGCUUCAGAGCUUCACUCCUGACACUCACACUUCAGGCAGUCAGUGGCUCUCUCUAGCAUGGUGCUUCAUAGAAAAGGGCCCAUAAUUUAAAAAGAUUUUGGGCUGAAAUGGGCCAUUACACGUGUGUAUGUGCUGUAUAUGUAUGUAUGCGUGUCUGGGCAUACGUAUGUGCAUGUGUGUGUGUGUGUGUACACAAAACUAAGAAUGUCUAUGAAAAAGAUGAGUAAAGAACAAUGCAGGUAAUGAGCUAUAUUGUAUGCUCAUGAGAGAAGUAUAUUCUUUUUUUCUAAUGCAUUAUGUUACAUUAAUACAAUUUCUGUGAAAAGAAUAUUUGUUUAAAAAGUCAUUUUGUUAUUCACACUCAUAAUUAUCCUUUUAAAUAUAAUCCAAGAAGUAAUAAAUCAGUUAAUCUUCAUUAA
Anguilla anguilla (European eel) is the source of this 2758-nucleotide messenger RNA. It is a transcript of the gene slc67a1, whose product is annotated as solute carrier family 22 member 18. Bases 370 to 1620 code for a protein of 416 amino acids. NCBI's taxonomy places the organism in Eukaryota, Metazoa, Chordata, Actinopteri, Anguilliformes, Anguillidae. The transcript has 11 exons. The record is from RefSeq and is a predicted model, not a curated record. Gene Ontology annotation, molecular function: transmembrane transporter activity. Gene Ontology annotation, biological process: transmembrane transport.